This is a messenger RNA of Ipomoea triloba (trilobed morning glory), 5954 nucleotides long. RefSeq names its product protein RST1. The transcript has 25 exons. Gene Ontology annotation, biological process: regulation of post-transcriptional gene silencing. Lineage: Eukaryota; Viridiplantae; Streptophyta; Magnoliopsida; Solanales; Convolvulaceae. The record is from RefSeq and is a predicted model, not a curated record. Bases 166 to 5715 code for a protein of 1849 amino acids.
CUUCACUCUUCACGGCGUUAGCAACCCUUCACUGCCUUGAGCUCUUCCCUUUAUUGACUGCUAUACACCGUUAUUGAGCGACGUUAACGCCUUGAUAUUUCCCCGCCGGACCUCGCCUAAAUCUUUACCGACGACUACUGCGGUCUGCUCGCAUCGGAUCGGAGUAUGGACGCCUACUCUCCUUUACUAGAGAAAAUCCGCAUUCCUCAACCAUCGUUUCAGAAACUCGCAGUGAUUUCAAUCUUCGAGAAGCUUCGCUCCGCCCCUCCACACCUGGGCCCCGACUCCUACCCCGGAACUGAAGCCAUCACUCAGUGCCUCCACUCCGCCUCUCCCGCCGUCGUUGACCAGUCGGUCCGUGAACUAUGCCGCCUCGUCCGGGACUCCAAGCUCGACCUUUCUCGCGGCUUACUGGAGCUCCAGUCAGCCCUCGAAGCCACUGCUUCUCGCUUCGUAAAUCUCUUUGUCAGAGGUUUAGGCUAUCUCGUUCGGUUAGGUUUCCAGAACAACCCGCAUUCCUUUCAGUUUCAAGCCUCCGAAACUCAUCCAUUUGUCAUGAUACUUUCUAGCCGAAAAGAGGUCCAAGCCGAGCUUGUGCGACAGGUGCUUAUUUUCUUAGCGGAGUGUAAGCAAUGCGGCAUGGUGGAAGUUUGUCGAUUCCUAACACCUUUUCUAAAUUCUGCAAUUGUGCGGAUGUCCUCUUUAGUUUCUCUGACUUCAUUUGUCAGAGAUUUAUUAUCAUCAAUAGCAUCAUUAUGUUGUUCACUUCCUCAUGAGGCUAUCCCUAUUACCAAGCUACUAAUUGGGCGGAUUAAAUACUUUCCCUGUAAAAAUGAGGAUGACUAUACAGAGAUUUUUUAUUUGGUUGAAUGCCUAGUGGAUGCAUACUCUGUGGUCUUGAGGCAGCUUGUUGGAAAUGGAUUGCUAGUUCAUGAAGCUCAAUUAUGCAGUGUGGAACUACUGGAUGCUCUUUUCUCAUUGCAUAAUGAUCUUCUCAAGCCGGCAGGUUCCGUUGAGUACAUUUUAGAGGUAUCAAGGCGCUUAUUGGUUGUGCAGAAAGAGCUUGGCCUGAGUUUUUUACCUGAACUAUCAUCAGCAAUAUCGUUCAUUUUUAUAAUUCUUGUCCAUUCAGAGCUUGAACAUGAACAACUCUCUGCACUGAAACUGCUUUGCUUUAUCUUAAAGUGGAAAAAUGACAGUGGGAAAGAUGUUCAUAGAUCCUCAUGCCUAAUAAAUGAAGAGCUUUUAUUCAUUUUUCCUGUCAUCAACCUUGUAUACUCUCCAACUAAAUCAGUAAAGCAAGCUGCCAUCGAUUUGCUUUCUGUUUUGAGAAAGCUCUCAAUUAAUUUAUUGGCUGCACCAAGGACUGAAGUAUCAACUGAAAAGAAACAUCCUUCCAUAAGUACAUCUGCACACAUUGCUGUUAGGCUACUGCAGAGUUUGUGGCUUCAGGACCAAUCUUCAUUACCUGGUGUUUUCUAUCUAAACUUUGCCUCUGGUAUUGAGUCCUCUGUAGACAAGCACAAUAAAGCAAAACCAUGGACGUCCAUGUUAAGUGAGUAUAUGCAGCGAGUCAUUUCAAGAAGAAAGUCCUCUCAAUCGAUCUCUGAAUCUCACGAAAGCCUUCAUACUGAAAUGCCUUUGUUACUCGGUGGGAUUGCUUGUGUACUUCUUAUGCAUCAAAGUCUUGGACAUUCUGCUGGAGAUCUCUUGGCUAUUUGCAACAAGAUGGACCCUAAACUGGGUGUGCCAUUGAUGCUAGUCAUUCUAUUCUACAACCAUAUCUAUUCUGACAACAAGAAUGUUGUUUCCCAUGGCAUGCAGUUAAAACUCAUGGGCAUGCUUCCAUCACUUGCUUCACAUUCUGCAAUGUUACCUCUUGUAGUUCAAACAAUUCUACCGAUGCUUCAAAAAGACGAUAAAUCUGUUUUGUAUGCCACUGCAAUACGUUUGAUCUGUAAGACAUGGGAGUGCAAUGAUCGUGUCUUUGGAAGUUUACAGGGAGUACUACAUGCAAACAAAUUCACUGAGUUUGCUUCUGAUAGAGAGAUCUAUAUUAGUAUGGCUCUUUCCAUUUGUGAUGUUUGCAGAAAGGAUCCUGAUAGGGGUGUGGACCUUAUCUUGUCUGUUGAGGCUUGCAUUAAACACCAAGAUUCUUUUAUUCAGUCUCUUGGUCUUGAAAGCCUCGCCCAUCUUUGCGAAGCAGAUGUAGUAGAUUUUUAUACUGCCUGGGAUGUGAUAGCAAAACAGCUAAACUACUCUGGAAAUGCCACUGUUGCCUGCAGCCUCUGUCAUCUCUUAAGAUGGGGUGCGAUGGAUGCUGAAUCAUACACUGAAGCUGCUAUAGGAGUUGUGGAAGUAUUGUGGGAAAUCGGAACUUCUGCAACUGUUGGUCAUGGUUGGUCAAAAGCUCGAGCAUCUGCUUUUGAGGCAUUAACUCAUUAUGAGGUAGGUCAGUUUCAGGGAAGCCUUCCAGAUUUUAAUGAAAGGAAUUUGGAGUUUCUUACAUCUGAGACUGAUCUGGAGGUGUUGAGAGCCUUAGAAGCAUUGGAAGUCAAAAUCAUAAAUCAUGAGCACAUUACACGUAGAAGAGUGGUGAAGCAGAAAAGACUGCCAAAAAGCAAGAUUGAAAAGUUGCUAGAUGUUUUCCCUCAGGUCAUGUUUGCUUCAGGAAAUGGCAGAAGAGCUAGAGAAUUACCCGGUGCAGCUCUCUUUUGCCUUUCCUUCACUCUUAAAGGCUUGAAUAUGCCAGGAGCAUCAGAAGCAUUGCAAGAUGUACUAGAUAAAUACAAGAAUGCAGUGGUUGAGAUAGCUGACUCUCUUCAGCUCUCAAGGAAUGUUUUGAUUGCACUACUGGCAUUACAAUCAUGGAAACCAUUUAUGCAAAGAUGGAUAAGGGCUCGCAUCAUGCUACUUGAUACCAAGGUGCAUUCUGCUGUGUUGGAUAAAACUUCUAAUGCUGCUAAGGAAAUUUUGAAGUGUUUGAUAGAAAUUGCUGAAAGAUCUCCUCCCAGAUCUGCCGAGAAUAUUGCAUUAGCAAUUGGGGCUCUUUGUUCGGUACUCCCCUUAUCUGACCAUGCUAUUAAAUCAACUGCUUCAAAAUUCUUGUUGAGUUGGCUGUUUCAGCAUGAACACGAGUAUCGACAAUGGUCUGCUGCUAUUUCUCUUGGAUUGAUAUCAAGUUUCCUGCAUGUGACUGAUCGCAAGCAGAAAGUAGAAUAUAUUAAUGCACUUCUUGAGGUGUUAUCUGUGAGCAAAAGCACCCUUGUGAAAGGAGCCUGUGGAGUUGGGUUGGGUUUUUCAUGUCAAGAUCUUCUUACCAAGAGUGGUGCUGAAGAUAAUUUUCAUCUGAGUAAAGGAGCACUCAGAAUGGAGGAAAUAGAUUUGUUAAAAAAGAUCAUUGGGAGCUUAUCCAAGUUGAUAUGUGUGUUAACUCAAUCUUCAUCUGAUGUUCUGAUAAAUGCAUUUUCAUGGCUUCAGCUUGGAUCAGAUGAUUUUGAUUCAAAUAUCACCCCCAAGUUUCUUGGACAAUGCAGUGACGACUUUGAGGAAGAUGUGUGGGGUGUUGCAGGGCUCAUAUUGGGAUUAGGUAGUUCUGUUGGUGCAAUCUAUAGAGCAGGUUUUUAUGAUGCAGUUCUCAAUCUGAAAACCUUACUUUUUUCUUGGAUUCCCAACUUGAAUCCUUCCAUUCCAUUUCUUACUACCAGUGCAAAAAGUGAGCUUCUGUUCUCCGUGGGUGCUUGUCUUGCAGCACCUAUUGUAAUGGCUUUCUGUCACAGAGUAGAACUGAUGGAUGGUACUGAGAUUGACCAGCUAGUAGGCUGCUACAAGCAUCUUAUUUCUGAAUUAGUCUCUGUUCAAAAGUUUAGCACUCUUCAUCAGAGCUUGUUGAUGGCAUCUUGUAUUGGAGCAGGAAGCCUACUUGGUACCAUUUUGAAUGGAAGUCUGCACUCUUUGAAAGUUGAACAUGUUAAAGAUUUGCUGGCAUUAUUCAGGAAGAGUUACUCUGAUCCAAACCCUCCUCUUAUUCAUUUGGGUGCUACCAUUGGGGCAGUAAAUGCUUUUGGAGCAGGUGCAGGAACAUUGAUUCAAGAUCACCCUUCAUUCUCAUCACAUGCUACUAAUAAUCAAAAGGAAUCUUCUUACAUCAAUGGUCCAUUGCUCUCAAGUCCAGCAUUGGAGCCUGAUUUGACAUCACUAGUGCAGGAGAUUUUUCUUGUGGCACAAAAUCCUGAUGCUGAUCAACUGCAGCAGUAUGCUGCAUGGGCAGCUUCAUUCCUUAGGCAUUCUUUACAACUGCAAGAGCAUUAUAAUGAAGCUACUACAGUUAGUGGUGCAGGCACAAAGAAUGUCUCACACAUUUUUUCUGAGGACAGCACAGUUUUGAAGCUCUCUUUGUGGCUAAGUCAUCUGAAACAUCCUGGGACAGGUAAUAUUUCACAUGUUAACACCAUUUCAAUGGUUUUACGUUGUCUUGAGCACGCUCCCAGAUUACCAUCAUUAGAUUGGGGAGCAAUCAUCAGAAGAUUCAUGAGAUAUGAGAGUGAAGUUGCUGAAUUGUUGUCACAAGAUGUAACCUUCAAGAAAGGACAUCUGAGGGAGGAAUGCCUACUUUUCUCUCUAUCUCAUGCCCAUCAAUUUGAUCACCUCCUUAUCUUCCUUGAUGAACUCUGUGACUUUGCCAGGAUGAGGACACUUGAGCCAACUCUGCAAUCAUGCAUACUCGUACACCUGGCUGAUCUAACUAAGAUAUUCUCCAGCUCUCGGCUUGUGAAGCUAUUUAAUGAUGUUGCUUGUUUCUUAUCUUGGUUAGUUUCAUCUGGCCUUUAUAGUCCUGAACAGAAAAGCUCAUUAAGGUUUUCAUGCUGGAGAGGCCUUAAUCAGUGUUUGAAUGAAUCUUCUCUUGACACUCAAAGUUAUACGUCUGAAAUAGAAAACUGUAUGAAGGUUCUCUUUGAUUUGCUGCCCCAGUUUCCUUCUGUUGGCUCUAGAGAACUGUAUCAGGCAAAUAUCAUAGAAGAAUGGUCUGAAGCAGUUAGAUGCCUUGGGAAGUCUGAACAAGGAUGGUUAUUGGAUCUUCUGCAGAUUUCGGAGGUGAAUCUUAUAGAGGCAAAUGGUCAACAACUUGAAUCUGUGAAAAAGAUUCAAGUGAAAUCAAGAUUAGUUCAAACUGGCUCUGUUCCAUUUAGUGAACUUGGCAAACUUAAAGCUUAUAUGUUGAACUGCAGAUGUGAAGUUAUCUGGGAUGCUCUACUAGGAGUUACAGAGACUUUGCACUAUGCUGAUGGGAGUGUCAAAAGACAAUGGCUUGUUAACGCAAUGGAAAUUAGCUGUGUCUCAAAAUUUCCUUCCACGGCUCUGCAGUUUAUUGGCCUACUAUGUGGAAGCUGUUGCAGAUAUAUGCCUGUUUUAGUUGUAGAUCAAAUGACGGUGUUGAGUGACCUACCUGUCACACUAACAUCCCUUCUUUCGGAUAGCAACUGGGCAGUAGUAGCAGAAUCUGUUGUUUCUCAUCUGUGGUCAUUAACUUUACGAGUUUAUAACUUGGCAAAACAUACAGCAGAUGAUUACCCGCCUAACCAACUGCCUAUUGACAGUAGUGAAUAUGACAAGGCAGCAUUCCUCUUCCAGGUAUUGCACCAUUCAUGCAUUUCUCUGAAAAACUACCUACCCCCAGAGAAGCUACUUCAGUUGACGAACAUCACCAUCCAUUAGAGUUGACACCUUCAAGAAUUUUUUCUUAUCUUCCUCUGAGACUAUGUCAAUGUCACUCUCAUAUAAACAUAAGCUGUCCAUAUGAGAUUUUGAAGUAUAGCAUCAUCUAUGUAAAUCUUUUGUACAACUUUCUUUACACACACACAGGUUCAAGUUAAAACAUCUCUCUUAGUAAAAAGUGUGGAUACAUCCAACUUUCAUUUUGAGAAAUCAAAGGUUGGGAUCUUACCAUUACUUAA